Molecule: messenger RNA, 935 nt
Organism: Glycine soja
Lineage: Eukaryota; Viridiplantae; Streptophyta; Magnoliopsida; Fabales; Fabaceae
Product: 40S ribosomal protein S9-2-like
Exons: 3
Coding region: 135-728 (197 amino acids)
Biological process (GO): translation; positive regulation of translational fidelity
Cellular component (GO): cytosolic small ribosomal subunit
Molecular function (GO): structural constituent of ribosome; rRNA binding
Source: RefSeq, a predicted model, not a curated record
GCACUAAGAAUUAGGGUUUUGCACAUUUAAAAAGGGCAAAACUAAGCAAAGCAGAAAGAUCCCGUCGUCGCAGGCGCAGAGUAGAGCAGCACAGAAGAGGGAAAACGGCACCGCCGCCGUAGAAGAAAACAACCAUGGUGCACGUCUCCUUUUACAGGAACUAUGGGAAGACAUUCAAGAAGCCGCGUCGUCCGUACGAGAAGGAGCGUCUCGACGCGGAGCUGAAGCUGGUUGGUGAGUACGGGCUUCGGUGCAAGAGAGAGCUGUGGAGGGUGCAGUACGCGCUCAGCCGCAUCCGCAACAACGCGCGGAACCUCCUCACCCUCGACGAGAAGAACCCGCGCCGGAUCUUCGAGGGAGAGGCGCUGCUCCGAAGGAUGUUCCGUUACGGUCUCCUCGAUGAGACACAGAACAAGCUUGAUUACGUCCUCGCCCUCACCGUCGAGAACUUUCUCGAGCGCCGCCUCCAGACCCUUGUUUUCAAGUCCGGCAUGGCCAAGUCCAUCCACCAUGCUAGGGUUCUUAUCAAGCAGAGACAUAUCAGGGUUGGUAGGCAAGUGGUGAACAUCCCAUCUUUCUUGGUAAGGGUUGACUCACAGAAGCACAUUGACUUCUCACUUACAAGUCCCCUUGGUGGUGGUCGCCCUGGAAGAGUGAAGAGAAGAAACCAAAGGGCUGCUGCUAAGAAGGCCGCAGGUGGAGAUGGAGAUGAGGAAGACGAGGAUUAAACUGUUAAUCAUGUCUUUCUCUAGUGCUAUUAGACCUUAUGCCACCUUUUACUUUGCGUACCUAGUUUAUUGUUUUUUUUAUUGUUAUACAUUUUCAUCCUUCCGUUCCUUGUUUGAGAUAAUAUUGAGUGACAUUAUGUUUUUGUGAACUUAGAUAUUUUAAAGUAUUUAAGAUUUUCAUUAAAUAAUUUUGAUGGUCGUUGAUUG